AUGAAAAAAGAAUAUAUAAGGACAUUAAUUUUAUCAUUGAUAGCUGUUGUCUGCCUAGCUAUUGGUAUUUCAUUAACUAUAAUAGGAGCUAUCAAUAUUAGUAAUGGUAUUAAGAAAACUAGUGAUAAUGAUAAUAAAUCUACUACUCAUAUAAUAGGAAUAAAAUCUACUAUUACAACAACAAAUAAUAAAGUUAUAAUAAGUAGUACCUCAUCUUUAGAUACUACAACAAAAAAACAUUCAAAUGUACCAUAUUAUCCUCCAAGAUCUGGUAUUGUUUUUGGGAUCAUGUCAGGAAAUGAUAUGAAUAUUGAAGGAUUUCAAUAUAUAGUACAAAAUAUGAUUCCUAAUAUUAUUUCAAAUAAGUGGACACAUUCUGAACGUAUUGGAGCAUCAAAUUAUAAUUUAUAUAUAAAAAGUCAAAUAGUAUUAUUUAAUGAACCUAAUUAUAAUACAAUUAAAAAAAAUAUUUCUUCAUUUACUUGGUUUCCUGAUAAAAUAAAUAUAUCUACUCAAUUAAAUAAUAUAAGACAAGAUUUUCUUCGUGUAUUACCAUUAGAAGAUAAAUAUAUGCAAACGAUAAUAUUUACAUCAAAUAAUAAUAAAGAAGAUAUUGAAAAUUCUAUUAGUGAUGCUAUGAUAUUAAAUGAAAGUGGUCAAUUAAUUAUUAUUGGUGUUGGUAGAAAUGUUGAUAAAACAUUAUUACAAAAAUUAACUAAAAAUGUUUUAAUUUGGUAUUAUGGUGGUAAUGAUAAACAGAUAAUAAAUGAACUUGAAAAUUUAAUUGUUAAUUUUAAUCCUAAUUAUUUUACAGUAACAACAACCCUACCUCCAUCAACAAUUUCUACAAUUAAAUAUAAAACUUCAAAAUUAUCAAAUAGUAGUAGAAUGUCAACAUCUAAAUUAGUAACAAAAUUAUCAACAAUUAAAGUAACAACUGAAAUACCAAAUGUUAAUUAUAAUCCAUGUUUCACAAACAUAAUAUUUUCUAUAGAUACAUCAUCAGACAUUUUAACACCAAUACAAUUUCAAGAAGAAAUAACAUUAAUUAAUGAUUAUAUAACACUUAACUGGAAUCAUUAUGAACGUGUAGCAUUAACAUCAUAUGAUGAAAAUGUUGAUACACUAUAUACUUUUAAUACAAUUGUAAAUAGUAAUGAUUUUCAAUUAAAAAUAAAUACUUUUACACAAAGUAAAGGAAGCUCAUUAACAAAAUUAUUAUCUGGACUUUUGACUCUCCAAACAAGUAAUCAAAAAGAUCUAUCAAUAUUUAUUUUUAUAUCAAAAUUAAAUUAUGCUGAUUUACAAUUUGCUAAAAUUUAUUCUAAACAAUUAUUAAAAAAAAGUAAAUUAAAUUUUAUCAUUCUUGAUAAAAAUGUUAAUCCAUAUGAUUUGGUAUCAUUAAAUGCUUCAAAAAUAAUAUCAUACAACUUUACUAAAGAAGAUAUUCCUAAUAUUAAAAAUUUUUUUGCAACAUCAUAUAGUUGUAAUUUUAUUCCAUCAAUUCCAUUACCAUUAACAAAAAUACCAACUUUAUCAACUACUACUACAACUUUAUCAACAACAACCAUAUCAAAUAUUUAUUAUCCCCCCAAAUCUGCUAUAAUUUUUGCCAUUGAUAGUACAAAAAAUAUUGAUAAUAGUAUUUAUCAAAAUAUAAAAUAUUUAGUAACAAAUAAAUUAAUAAAUUCUCAAUGGAAUUAUCCAUCAAGAAUAGGUGUAUUUGGUUAUGAUUCUAAUAAAAAUACUGAAACAUCACCAUUUGGUUUAUCAACAUUUAAUUAUAUUAAACAAAUAGUUGAUGGAUUUAAACAAUUACCAGGUAAUUGUUCUAUUUCUACUGGUUUAAAAGAAACAAAACUUCAAUAUUAUACUUCAUUAAAAAAUGAUAUUAAAUAUAUGCAAACUAUUAUUUUUACAAGUUGUAGUUCUAUUGAUGAUAUUAAUAAUGCUAUUGUAGAUGCUUUUUUUUUGAGAGAAAUGGGACAAUUAAUUAUUGUUGGUAUUGGAGAGAAUGUUAAGGUAGAAAAUCUUUUGAAGCUUUCUAAUAAAGUUCUUAUUUGGAGUGGUGAUAUAAAUGAUAAUAAUAUUUUUAAUAUACUUGAAAAAUGGAUUGUUAAUUUUAAUCCAUAUGAUAUAGAAACUACAACUAGUACAACCUCUUUAACAAAAACAACUACAAUCACUAAAAUACCAACAACAUUUUUACCAUCAAUUCCAUAUUAUCCAUGUAAAACAAAUAUUAUUUUAGCUAUAGAUGCCUCAUCAGAUGUCAUGACAGAUUCUCAAUUUAAUAAAGAAAUAAAUUUAAUUAAAAAUACAAUAAUAAGUAAUUGGACACAUUAUGACAGAGUUGCAUUAUCAUGGUAUAAUAAUCUUCCUUCAACAUUUUUUUCAUAUAAUACAAUUAAUGAUAAAAAAAAUUUUGAAAUGAUUCUUACAAUGAUAAAACAAGAACCUGGUUAUAAUUUGAGUAAACUUUUAUCAACAUUAACAUAUCUUAAAAAUAUGAAUACUUUUAAAACUUCAACAUUUAUCUUUAUCUCUAAAGUUGAUAAUAAUGAUAUUGAAAAUUCAAGAAUUUUUGCCAAUAUUUUACUUAAAGAAGGAACAUUGAAUUUUAUUACUAUUGGUAAUAAUAUAACUUCAGAAGGUUUUUCAAAAUUAUUAUCUUUAAAUCCUUCAAAUAUUUUUCAAUGGAAUUAUAACAAUUCUUCUAGUAUACUUAAAUAUUUUGAUCAAUCAAUGGAUUGUUAA
Strongyloides ratti is the source of this 2757-nucleotide messenger RNA. RefSeq names its product von Willebrand factor, type A domain-containing protein. Bases 1 to 2757 code for a protein of 918 amino acids. The record is from RefSeq and is a predicted model, not a curated record. The transcript has a single exon. NCBI's taxonomy places the organism in Eukaryota, Metazoa, Nematoda, Chromadorea, Rhabditida, Strongyloididae.